CCUGCUCAGAAGCCCCAAGCUCGUCAGUCGUCAGUCGAGCUGGUUCUCCAUUUGCACUCAGGAGCACGGGCAGGCAAGCGGGCCCCCCUAGUUCUGGGAGCAGAGUAGCAGCAUCCCAGUCCUAGUCCCCAGCCGAAAGCCUCUACUACCUGCCCAGUGCCAGGAUGGCCACCAUCACCUGCACCCGAUUCACAGAAGAGUAUCAGCUCUUUGAGGAACUGGGAAAGGGAGCAUUCUCCGUGGUGCGCAGGUGUGUGAAGGUGCUGGCUGGUCAAGAAUAUGCUGCUAAGAUCAUCAACACCAAGAAGCUCUCAGCCAGAGAUCACCAGAAGCUGGAGCGUGAGGCCCGAAUCUGCCGCUUGUUGAAGCACCCCAAUAUCGUCCGACUCCAUGACAGCAUCUCUGAGGAGGGACACCACUACCUUAUCUUCGAUCUGGUCACUGGUGGGGAGCUGUUUGAAGACAUUGUGGCCCGGGAGUAUUACAGCGAGGCUGAUGCCAGUCACUGUAUCCAGCAGAUCCUGGAGGCUGUGCUGCACUGUCACCAGAUGGGGGUGGUGCACCGAGACCUGAAGCCUGAGAACCUGUUGCUGGCCUCGAAGCUCAAGGGAGCUGCUGUGAAGCUGGCAGACUUUGGCCUGGCCAUAGAGGUUGAGGGGGAGCAGCAGGCAUGGUUUGGGUUCGCAGGGACACCUGGAUACCUCUCCCCAGAAGUGCUGCGCAAGGACCCGUAUGGGAAGCCCGUGGACCUGUGGGCCUGCGGUAAGUCCGCCUGCAGGCUUGUUUGUCUAGCAGCCCACUUUGCACCAUUCCCCUGCCUCAUCUCUCCUCUCCUGCUCCUCUCCCCAGGCGUCAUCCUGUAUAUCUUGCUGGUUGGGUACCCCCCAUUCUGGGAUGAGGACCAGCACCGCCUGUACCAGCAGAUCAAAGCUGGUGCCUAUGAUUUCCCCUCACCAGAGUGGGACACCGUCACCCCAGAAGCCAAGGAUCUGAUCAAUAAGAUGCUGACCAUCAACCCGUCCAAACGCAUCACGGCCGCUGAGGCUCUCAAGCACCCCUGGAUCUCGCACCGCUCGACUGUGGCCUCCUGCAUGCACAGACAGGAGACCGUGGACUGCCUGAAGAAGUUCAAUGCCAGGAGGAAACUGAAGGGAGCCAUCCUCACCACUAUGCUGGCCACCAGGAACUUCUCCGGAGGGAAGAGUGGAGGAAACAAGAAGAGCGAUGGUGUGAAGAAAAGAAAGUCCAGUUCCAGCGUUCAGUUAAUGGAAUCUUCUGAGAGUACCAAUACCACCAUUGAGGAUGAAGACACCAAAGUGCGCAAACAGGAAAUCAUAAAAGUGACAGAGCAGCUGAUUGAAGCCAUAAGCAAUGGAGACUUUGAGUCCUACACGAAGAUGUGUGACCCUGGAAUGACAGCCUUCGAACCCGAGGCCCUGGGGAACCUGGUCGAGGGCCUGGACUUUCAUCGAUUCUAUUUUGAAAACCUGUGGUCCCGGAACAGCAAGCCCGUGCACACCACCAUCCUGAACCCUCACAUCCACCUGAUGGGUGACGAGUCAGCCUGCAUCGCCUACAUCCGCAUCACGCAGUACCUAGAUGCAGGUGGCAUCCCCCGCACGGCCCAGUCAGAGGAGACCCGUGUCUGGCACCGCAGGGAUGGCAAAUGGCAGAUCGUCCACUUCCACAGAUCUGGGGCACCCUCCGUCCUGCCCCAUUGAAGGACCAGGCCAGGGUCCCUGCAUUGUCACAUCGCAGAGAUCCACCCUUUGUCCAUGGAAUGUGGCUGCUGCUUCUCUCUUGGAUUUUGCUGGAAUUCUCCCUGUCAUGUCACCCUACCAUUAUCAACUCUGUACUUGCCUCACGAAAGUCCUCUUCUUCACAAAAGUCACCAUGACAUCAAAGCAAACGGCCAGCUCUCCUCGGUUCCACCUCUCACUCUCUUCCUGCCAGUGGGGACCUUCAUCAGGCUUGGGUACCCAGAGUGCUGGCCCCAGGAACCCCCAGCCCCUACCCACUGCUGUUGGCUUGGCCUAGUUUCAGCUAUAGGUGAGGAGGCCCCCAACUGGGCAUUCAUCAGAAGUGAAGAAGAGGAGGGCAAGUUACAACAAGGGUCCCUCUCUUUUGGGGUCCCCAGGGAAGCACAGAAGAGUCCCUCAACCUCCAAGCCAACUCCUUAUGGGAGAGAGUGAGAGAGGAGCCCAUGCAAGGAACUGCUGCUCUCAACAGCGUCCCUGCUGCGCUGGCCUUGUGUUUGACCAAACCAUCCACCAUGGGGGGAAGGGUGUGGGCUCUACAGGUCAGGCGCCCCACUUACUGCCUCGGGCCUCCUGUGCCAUUUGUCUCCAGUGUUGAUCUGCCCAUUCUACCCUCCAACAUCCUUGGAGAAUUCCAGCCUCAUCUGUCUGAGAAGAGAUCUGAUGGUGUUUCAGGGGCAAAGCAAGCAACAUUUAGGUAUCACUUCUACUUGGACGCAUGCCUUUUUACAGCCAAACUUCUGUGUAUUUCGUAAAUGGACUUUGCGUUAACGGAUUAUUUAUGUAAUAACUAGACCUCUCAAGUUAUUGUAAAGAAGAGUUGGAUUGGGUUGGGAAGUGGGGUAGGGGGAAGUUUUU
Acomys russatus (golden spiny mouse) is the source of this 2615-nucleotide messenger RNA. RefSeq names its product calcium/calmodulin dependent protein kinase II alpha (gene Camk2a). The transcript has 18 exons. Gene Ontology annotation, biological process: protein phosphorylation. Lineage: Eukaryota; Metazoa; Chordata; Mammalia; Rodentia; Muridae. Gene Ontology annotation, molecular function: calcium/calmodulin-dependent protein kinase activity; calmodulin binding; ATP binding. Bases 165 to 1721 code for a protein of 518 amino acids. The record is from RefSeq and is a predicted model, not a curated record. Gene Ontology annotation, cellular component: neuron projection; cytoplasm.